GUGACGCAGGUGGCGCCUGGCGAGGGAGCGGCGCGCAAGAGAAGCCGGCGUCGCUGCAGAAGCAACUUGGCGGAACAACUCCUGCCGGGGCCAAGUUUUGCAACGAGGGCAACUUGGGGGGUUUUGCAAGCAGGAGGGCCACCAGUUUGGAUCUCGCCUGCCUUUUGCAGAAGUCCUUGGGAGCCUCCCAAUGCGGGAGCAAAAAACGAGAUCCCUGGCUGGGACACUUCUCCGUCCAUUGCAGCUUUUCCCCGGGCGCCGCUUGGGGAUGGCCGAGAAAUGAUUUAAUGUGAAUCCUCGCAGGAGUGAGGAGCUCUUCACUGUUCUAAAGGAGAACUAAAAUACAAAGAUGUUAAGAGUCCAAGACCCUGGCGUGAGCUUAAAUGACAUGGUGGGGAACAGGAAGCUGAUCGCCUUUGGGGCCCUGUUGGGCUGGCUGCUGGUUGUGCACUUGCUGGUGAACGUUUGGCUGCUCUGCAUCCUCUCCGGCUUGUUGGCAGUGCUGGGGGGAUGGUUUGGUUCCCAGGCAGUGAUCGGAACUCGCAAUCGGGUCCACCUGGAGAGGUUCCUUCUCCUGGAACCCUACCCCCCGAACCUGGAGGCAGAGAAAGAGCUGGACGAGGAGAUCGAGAACAUGAUCCAGAAGAUCAUUCGGGACUUUGUGUCGUCUUGGUACAGUGCUGUGAGCCGGGAGCAAAACUUCGAGCGAGAGGUUCAGAAAGCCAUGAUGAGCCUCGCCCAGGAGCUGAAGAGGAGGCUGGCCUUGGUGAACAAGCAAGCCCUGACCCAGAAGGUGCUCCUCCUCGGUGGUUGCCACUUGCAAGCUUACAAGAAAGCCCGGGAAAAGCUGGCACUGGUGAGAAAAUUCGAUGACCCGGCUGAAAGAGCCAAUCGCCUUUGGCUUGAGUACUGUGAAUUGUCAGCCCCACACACUGCAGUUCGGAGCCCCACAAACGAGGUGGACUAUGCCCGGCGUAUUGUGGACUUGCUUCUGCGCAUCUUGGUGCCCGAACCACACCUAGAAACCAGGACUGGACGCUUCGUGGUGGUGGAGCUCGUGACUUGCAAUGUGCUGUUGCCCAUGAUCAACAAGAUGGCAGACCCUGACUGGCUCAACCUCCUGUUGAUUGGGAUCUUCUCCAAGGCUGGUGGGAAAACAGCCGAGGGGAAAGAAGAGGCCGUGGGGUUGCCCCUGGAACCAGCCCUUUCCCCGCCCCAGCUCGUGGUACCCAGUUCACUGCCACUGCCGUUUCCAUCAGAAGCCAUCCCAGAGGUAUGGAUGUUGUCUCCCAGAGGUUCUGAAUCUUCAGUCUUUGACACCAUGGAUGCUUUGGAGUAUCAUCAACUGGAAAGGAAAGAGUCCAUCGGCAGAGAACUGAGCUCUGACAUAGAUGGAAGGAGAGCCAGUAGCACGUCUGCAUCCAGCCUUCAGCCAGAUACUUUGGGAUCCUUCUUCCCUCCUUGUGAGGAUCUGGAAGUGGAAUCCCCCAUGUCGGAUGUAGGAAGGGACUCUGGCUCCAUGGUCCUCAUGUCCACAGAGGAAUUCCUCACAGACUCCCUCGGUGCUCUGGAGGGGCCCAGUCGCCUGGAUCAAGAAGAUGGGGUGGGAAUCAAAAGCAAGUUCUUAGACAACAGUCAUGGCUGUAGCUUGGAAGCCAACCUCCGGAGCCCUUCCCUGAGCCCAUGCCCUGACAUCCAGAUCGAACCAGCCACGGACAAGGAGGAGACCUUUGCUUCCCUUACGGCUCUUCUGGAGGACUCCCAGAAGUCUUUCUCGAGGCGGCCGUCCUACCUGGGGAAAGACUUGGUGUCGUCUGAAGGCCUGGUCCACUGCCCUCAGGAUCUGCCAGGCUUGCUGUCCUCUUCCCCCACUGCUCCCAUGGGCACCUUCAGCUUUGAGCCACUAAGUAGCCCAGAUGGUCCAGUGGUCAUCCAGAACCUGCGAAUAACUGGCACCAUCACUGCCCGAGAACACAGCGGAACGGGGUUCCACCCGUACACCCUGUAUACAGUCAAGUAUGAGACAACAUUGGAUAGCGAGAACACCAGCAGCCUCCAGCAGGUGGCGUACCACACAGUGAACCGGAGAUACCGGGAAUUCUUGAACCUGCAGACCCGAUUGGAGGAGAAGCCAGAUCUCCGGAAGUUCAUAAAAAAUGUAAAAGGUCCAAAGAAGCUCUUUCCUGAUCUUCCUUUUGGGAACAUGGACACAGAGAAAGUGGAAGCCAGAAAAAGCCUCUUGGAAUCAUUCCUGAAGCAAUUGUGUGCUAUUCCUGAGAUUACCAACAGCGAAGAGAUGCAGGAAUUCCUUGCCUUGAACACAGAUGCCAGGAUUGCCUUUGUGAAGAAGCCUUUUGUGGUCUCCAGGAUUGAUAAGAUUGUGAUGAAUGCCAUUGUGGACACGUUAAAGACGGCGUUCCCCAGAUCUGAGCCUCAGAGCCCCACGGAAGACUUGAGUGAGGCGGAAGUGGAUGGGAAGUCCCAGAAGACAAAUAAGUCCAAGCUAAGGUUCUCAUCCGGUAAAAUUGCCCCUGUGUUAAAUGUGGCUGGAACACAAGAGAAGAUUGCGUACUCCCUGAGGGAAGGCACCUCUGUGGUGGAAGGUUUGUCCCUAGCAAGAAUGGAGUCCUUCAUCCAGAAGCAGGAGAAGCUUCUGGAAGCGAUGCUCAAGGAAGGCCUGGAGAGUGAAGGAGAUGGAGACACUUUUGACGAUUUGGCAACUCAAGACUCAAAUCCCUUGGAGAUGCUGCGGCAGCCCGCUGAAGACAGCGACGAUCAAGGUUGUGGUUUCCUAAACAAAUGA
Molecule: messenger RNA, 2803 nt
Organism: Heteronotia binoei (common prickly gecko)
Lineage: Eukaryota; Metazoa; Chordata; Lepidosauria; Squamata; Gekkonidae
Product: sorting nexin-19-like
Exons: 9
Coding region: 350-2803 (817 amino acids)
Cellular component (GO): early endosome membrane; intracellular membrane-bounded organelle
Molecular function (GO): phosphatidylinositol binding
Source: RefSeq, a predicted model, not a curated record